Molecule: messenger RNA, 2629 nt
Organism: Rana temporaria (common frog)
Lineage: Eukaryota; Metazoa; Chordata; Amphibia; Anura; Ranidae
Gene: DPYSL4
Product: dihydropyrimidinase like 4
Exons: 15
Coding region: 16-2046 (676 amino acids)
Cellular component (GO): cytoplasm; cytosol
Molecular function (GO): hydrolase activity, acting on carbon-nitrogen (but not peptide) bonds, in cyclic amides
Source: RefSeq, a predicted model, not a curated record
AAGCCAGGAGCAGACAUGGCAGAAAGGAGGAAAGCAGAGAAAGUCCAGGAAGAGGUGCCCACUUACUUCUCCAAGCUGGGCUCAGAAAGUCCCAAACCCAGGCAGAAGUAUGGGGGCAUGUUCUGCAAUGUGGAGGGGGCUUUUGAGAAUAAGACCAUCAAUUUCGAGGCAUUGAGUGUUGGCAAAAAGAAUGGCAGCAGCAGGAAGAUGGAUGGGGGCAGUCCUGGUCCUGGUUCUAAUGGGCUCAGUGAGUCCAGCAGUCAGAGCAGCAGCCUGGGCAGUGUGGAUGGAAUGGGAGCUGCUGAGAAGGUGGACCUACAGGGACCUCUGUCUAUGGGAAUGAGGGACACCUAUCAGCAAAAUGACAGACUUCUUAUCAAAGGAGGGAAGAUUGUGAACGAUGAUCAGUCAUUCUGUGCCGACAUAUACAUCGAAGAUGGCUUAAUAAAACAAAUUGGGGAAAACCUGAUCGUUCCUGGUGGUGUUAAGACGGUUGAUGCCCAUGGCCUGCUGGUCAUACCUGGAGGGAUCGAUGUCCACACGAGACUACAGAUGCCCGUGAUGGGAAUGAUUGGAGCAGAUGACUUCUUCCAGGGAACUAAAGCCGCAUUAGCUGGAGGCACUACGAUGAUUAUUGACCACGUCUUUCCUGAGGCCGGAAUGAGCCUGACUGCCGCAUAUGACCAAUGGAGAGAGUGGGCUGAUGGGAAAGUCUGCUGUGAUUACUCAUUACAUGUGGACAUCACCCACUGGCACGAGAGCCUUAAAGAAGAGAUGGAGGCUUUAGUAAAGGACAAGGGUGUGAAUUCAUUUCUUUUAUUUAUGGCCUACAAAGACAAAUACCAAUGUACGGAUGCCGAGAUGUUUGAAAUCUUCAGCAUCAUUCGGGAGCUGGGUGCCAUAGCCCAGGUUCAUGCGGAAAACGGGGACAUCAUUCUAGAGGAACAGAAACGUCUGCUAGAACUUGGCAUCACUGGACCGGAAGGCCAUGUCCUCAGCCACCCGGAGGAGGUUGAGGCCGAGGCAGCUUACCGCGCCAUAACCAUCGCCAAACAAGCCAACUGCCCCCUCUACAUCACUAAAGUCAUGGGCAAAGGGGCUGCCGAUGUGAUCGCCCAAGCGAAGAGGAAAGGUACGGUGGUGUAUGGUGAGGCACUGGCAGCUGGACUGGGCAGCGAUGGGACUCACUACUGGAGUAAGAACUGGGCAAAGGCUGCAGCUUUUGUUACCUCACCGCCUCUGAGCACUGACCAGUCAACCCCGGAAUAUCUCUGUUCAUUACUGUCCUGUUCUGACCUCCAGGUAACGGGCAGCGCACACUGCGCCUUCACCACAGCACAGAAAGCCGUAGGGAAGGACAAUUUCACCUUAAUACCAGAAGGCACCAAUGGGGUGGAAGAACGAAUGUCAAUAAUCUGGGAAAAAUGUGUGACCUCUGGCAGGAUGGACGAGAAUGAGUUUGUAGCCGUGACCAGUACAAACGCAGCCAAAAUUUUCAACUUGUAUCCACGGAAGGGAAGAAUCGCCACGGGCUCAGACGCUGAUCUAGUUAUCUGGAAUCCAAAAACAUUGAAAAUCAUUUCUGCCAAGACACAUAAUUCAGUUGUGGAGAUGAAUAUAUUUGAAGGGAUGGAAUGUCGUGGAGCACCAGAGGUUGUUAUUAGCCAAGGACGCGUUGUUCUAGAAGGUGAAACUCUUCACGUCAGCCAAGGGUCAGGCCGCUUCAUUCAAAGGAAGACGUUCCCUGAUUUUGUCUACAAGCGGAUUAAAGCCAGGAAUAAAUUGGCAGAGGUCCGCGGAGUUCCCAGGGGGUUAUAUGAUGGACCUGUUCAUGAUGUCACAGUGGCUACUAAGUCUGUAGCACCCACGCCAACCUCCCGGGUAGCACCGUGUGCUGGAAAAGUGCAGAUGGCGCCAGCUCGAAAUCUUCAUCGGUCUGGGUUCAGUUUAUCAGGAUCCCAAAUGGAUGAUCAUAUCCCGAGACGCAAUACUCAGAAAAUCGUAGAACCCCCUGGCGGUCGCUCUAAUAUUACUUCACUUUCAUAGUACUGGAUACAAGUGGAUUUCACAGCCAUUUAAAAGUGGAGAGGAGAUCACAAGAGUCUGCAUGAUGAUUUUGUGAACAAUUACCCUUGAGGCAAAGAUCCCCACUGGCCCUGAUCCACAUUUUGUGUAUGGUGUCUAAUAGGGGAGAAGGUUAGCGUUAUAGAAGGAUGUAAGCACUGUUUUGUUUAUGAGACUACGUGAUGAUAUAGUCAAUUGUUGGCUUUAAAGUGCCCCUUUUUCCUGCUCACAAUGGAGGCAGUCAAGUUGUUGGUAAAAGAAAACCUUGUGAAAAAUGUACCUUAAAGUUUUAUUGGGAACCUUGUGACACCAACGCAUGCCUGGUCUGGGUCAACUACCGUAUUUCCCCCGAAAAUAAAUCCGGUCUUAUAUUAAUUUUGGCAACAAAAGACCCAGUAGGGCUUAUUUUCGGGGUAGGUCUUAACAUAUUCUCUCUCUCCCUGCCUGUCAGGAAUCCCCACUUUGAACAAACUUAAAAUGCUCAAAUCCUUUAAUGCCCUGUACACACGAUCGGUUGAUCCGAUGAAAACAAACCGAUGGAUUUUUUCAUCGGAUAUCCGAUGAA